AUGUCUGCCAUGACCAUGGAAGCGGAGCUUAAGCGAAUCCGUGAGCUCUACGAUCCUCGAAGAGAUUCCACGGAUAUAUUCGCGAAACAAUAUAUGAUACCUACGCAUAAUAAUGAUUAUGAAGAUAUUAUUGUUGACCCCAGUGGAGUAUACGGGAACAUGUCAAACACGGUACCUCCAUACUCCCUAGAAACCCCUGUGGAACCUACGGAGUUGUACACCAACCCGACGAGUAGGCAAUUUGGAUAUGGCCAUGCUAUUCAAUAUUCAGAAGAAGAGAGAAUGCUGCAUUUUGAUCCUAGUUACCGUCCCCACCGUCGGCUCAUCCGCACCGGCCAGGCCGCAACUAUUAUUUUUGGAAUUGUUUUCGUCCUCUCAUCUGUUGCUUUUUCGAUUACGAUUGUGGGAAAGCCAUAUAUAAGCUAUCCCGCGAAAAUUAUUCAGACUGUCUUGGUAGCCAUUGGGGUUGUGAUGUAUUUGCUUCGGGCGUUGGUAAAUUGGCGCGUAAGGGAGGCUCUUGGUAGGGUAUUAGGGAAAGGCAGUAGCUGGGGCUGUGAGAAACAUGUGCAAUGUUCCGAGCAAAGGUAUCGGCUUUAUGGGGAUAGAAGAUUGGAGAUUGCGUUUGGGAGUUUAGUGAUCUUUAUGUUUCGAGAGGCGGUAUUCCUAACAGAUGCAAUUUUAUUAGCUAUCCAGAGCGUCGCUGAAGACCUCGGUGGCCAGCUUAAAGCAGAGAUCCAACAACAACACACAAUUUCAAUCCAGCAGUGA
Molecule: messenger RNA, 768 nt
Organism: Orbilia oligospora ATCC 24927
Lineage: Eukaryota; Fungi; Ascomycota; Orbiliomycetes; Orbiliales; Orbiliaceae
Exons: 3
Coding region: 1-768 (255 amino acids)
Source: RefSeq, a predicted model, not a curated record